AUGUGUGCAACGUCUUCAUUCUUCCACACGCGCGUGCCACAGGUUGUCCGGUGGGUGGACGGGAAUACCUGGACGGUAGAUGGGACGGGAGAAGAGAUGUCUGAUGAGCUGGGUGGCGUAGACUUUAGCUAUUACGGAGCACCUAGAUAG
Molecule: messenger RNA, 150 nt
Organism: Pyricularia oryzae 70-15
Lineage: Eukaryota; Fungi; Ascomycota; Sordariomycetes; Magnaporthales; Pyriculariaceae
Exons: 4
Coding region: 1-150 (49 amino acids)
Source: RefSeq, a predicted model, not a curated record